GACGAUCGAGCAGCAGCAAGCCAAGUUCAAAAAGGCAAAGGAGGAAAGGGGAUGGCUUAUGCAGCGUGGCAGUGGCAGGGUGAAGCUUGAGUCUAGCCUUGGGCUUGCCGCCAAGCGCGCCAAGAAGCAGAAGACGGUGGAUGUUUGCUUUGUCUUUGACACGACGGCAUCGAUGCAAUGGUGGCUGAAGACUGCAGCCGAGAAGAUGGAAGAGAUCGUCAUGGACACCAUCAAGCGCUUGGGGCAGGGUGCCCACGUUCGCGUUGCCUUCGUUGGCUACAAGGAUUACGGGGAGGAGGGACAUCCCGUGGUCCAUCCUUUCACCAGCGAAGUGGGCAAAGUCAAGGCAUUUCUCCGCACGCUCAAGGCCGAGGGCGGGGGCGAUCAAUGUGAGGACGUGCUCACGGGCCUCGAGGCUGCCCUGAACCUCACCUGGUCCUCGACAUCGAAGGUCCUCUACCUGCUGAGCCAGACUCCAAACCAUGGCUGGCGAUUCCAUUCUACAUUCGAGGUGUCGACCGAUGCCCGCGCGAUCGACGAGGCCAUCGCUGCAUGCAAGGACAUCCCCGAGGCGAAGCGCGACGAGCUGGCCAAGGAGAUGGCCACGAAAUCCUACGACCUCUAUGGCGACGACCCGAGGCAGUGGGGGCCGAUGGAUGCCAUUCUUGCCGAGUUCCAAAAGCAGGGCAUUCAGCUGAUUUUCCUCAAGGUGGGAAGUUCGGACACCUUGGACAAGAUGGCCCAUGUGUUCCGGCAGGAGUACCAGAGAUGUGCCGACGACCCCUGGCUGAUGAAGGUCUUCGCUCUGGACAGGGAUGUGAAGCUGUUUCGGAAUGUGGUCUCCAGCACCUCUUCCGCGAGCUUUAGCGCAAGCCUCUCGCGGCUCAGCCGGUCGGGCGUUCGGCCCGCAAAGAUGCUCCCGCUAGAGAUUUGUGAGACGCCUCCAGACUGGUCUCGGUGCGACCAAUGGAUCAGCGUCGAAGCGUGUCUUACCUCCUACGAGAUGGAUGACCUUGACGAGCCCGCGCACAAGACCUCGCGCGACUGCCGUGUGGCAAUUUGUCCUGCCCCCUUCGGAAAGGGUGCCAUGCGCUUCGCUUUCUACGUUGUGGACCAGGAUCACCCAGAGACGAAGCAGGUGGGCAAAGUGUACCAGUUCGACGAUGAAGCUUACCAGUGCAAGGCAACCUACGAAGGCGACAUGAAUUCGCAGGCAGUUGCGCAAUUCUUGGCCAAGGAAUUCAGCAUCGAGUAUCCCGAGACCCCCAUCGAGUUCGUGCAAGCUCAGUUGCUGGUGCUGCAAUCCAGGGCCAGCGGGCUCCCGUUCAAGUACAUGGCGCUGGAGCCCUGGAUUCCCGGGAAGUACGCCAAGUAUACCUCGAACGCUGGGCACAUUGCCGCUGACUCGGACGUGGCCCAGGCUUUCUCCCAUUACACGUUUCAGAAGAGCGGUGGGGACGUGCUGGUGAGUGACAUUCAGGGGGUUCAGACCACGCUGACAGAUCCCCAAAUCCACUCGGAGGAUGUGAACCGUUUCGGUCGUGGCAACUUGAGGACCAAAGGCAUGGAUAUGUUCUUCGCCAGCCAUGUUUGCAGUGACAUUUGCCACACUUUGGGCCUCGAGGCUCAUCCUUUUCAGCCUGGCCAAAGCUCUGCUGCCGACAUGAUGGAGGCGAAGCUGGCAACUGUGGCAGAGGACGCCGGUCCGCCUGAGGCGGAGGCGGACGCCUCUGCCGAGGCGGGGUCCAUGCCUGCGCAGAGCAUGCCGUUGGAGGGAUCUUGUCUCCGGGGCUUCUUGGACGCUGUGCGCCAUGAUGCGCAGAAUGUGCUGGAGAAUGGAAGCAUUUCAGUGACGGGUACGGCCUGUGACGACCUGGGUGGGGCUGUGAUUGAGUGGAGCCCCGUGCCGAAGAUCUCCCGCGUGGUGAAAGGCUCGCCGGCCGCCCUGGCUGGGUGCGAGGAAGAGGCAUGCCUGACCAUGGUGGGUGGCACUUGUGUGCAAGAGCUGGGCCGUGCAGAUGUGUUGAAGCUCCUGGCUGCGGACAACAACAUGAUCUUCUCCACAUGGUCUCAGUCCCAUCUGCGAAAGAUGGCGCAAGGCCUAAGCGCGGGCAAAGAAUUCAAUCUCGAGAAGGCCCUUGAAGACCUUGCCAAGUUGAUGGACGACGUGGCGCCCAAAA
This is a messenger RNA of Symbiodinium pilosum, 2180 nucleotides long. The record is from the annotation of a GenBank genome assembly. Lineage: Eukaryota; Dinophyceae; Suessiales; Symbiodiniaceae.